Molecule: messenger RNA, 1460 nt
Organism: Contarinia nasturtii (swede midge)
Lineage: Eukaryota; Metazoa; Arthropoda; Insecta; Diptera; Cecidomyiidae
Product: glycine-rich cell wall structural protein-like
Exons: 2
Coding region: 772-1386 (204 amino acids)
Source: RefSeq, a predicted model, not a curated record
UGUUUGAUUCCAUUUUAUAGGUCGACUUCGAAGAUCAUAUCAAUUGAAAGCGAGACCCGCUGCAUGAAAAAAAAAUUCCAUGAGGCAUUAUGGCUCGAAAUCUUCUUUUUGAAAAUAAAAAAGUUUAAUAACAAGUGCUUAAGCAAUUAAUAUCGUUUUUAUGUGUUUAGUAAACACUGUUUACCUGUCAAUCAAACAUAUCGCAUUAAAAUAAAAAGGUGUGUUUUUUUUACCGAAAAUAUUAUAAAUAGAAAACCGGUUUCUUCAUUUGUACUGUCGCUAUCAUUCAUUUGAAUUUCGGCGGCGAAUUUUCAUAAUUUUGGCACACGCUUAUAUGGUUCUUUCGUAGUAUUAACUAAACCAUAAAUUCAGUGACUAAAAUGUGUAGGAAAUGUGCACCGGAAAAAGAAUUUAUGUAUUUAUUGCGGAUCUGACUCUGUCGGAAGAGAUUCUUUUAUAUUAUUAUUUUGUGGUUUUCAACUGCGGGCGUUUCUAACAAGAAGAUAUAAUAAGAUUUAAAUGUUGUUUACCUCACAAAAAGCAACCGCUUAUUUGUUGGAAUAAAAUUGAAGCAAGCAUAGAACUGGUUUGUUUUCUUUUGGUCUAUUGUUGUUCAAGCGAUUCGAUCUGACGCAAUGUGCGAAUAUUCUAGCCACAAUAGUAUAAAUUCAGCGCUGUAUGUUUGAAAAUAAACAUUAGCUUUUUAGAUUCGAUUUGGUGCAUACCAUCUUCAUACCAUUCUUUUAUUUUGGAUUAUUUUUUUUUGUAAAAAUGUUUAAGAGUUUGGUUGAAACAAUUGUGCUAUUUGUGGUGCUGUCGAUUUUAAGUAAUCAAUUUUCUGCCAAUGCAGAACCGCAACGUGGACUCGGUCAAAUUGCCGGUUCGGCGUUGGGAGGAGCGGUUGGGGGAUUUGCUCGUGAAGCUUUCCGCGGUACUGCAUUUGGUAAUGGUAUUGGCGGUCCUGGUUUUGGUGGUUUGGGAGGGCAGUCCUUUGGUGGUGCACCCGGCGUCUAUGGUGGAUAUCCCGGCGGAGCCGGUUUCGGGGGUCCUGGUUCAUUUGGCGGUCCUGGUUUUGGUGGUUCUAGUUUCGGUGGACCUGGCUUAUCCGGAGGAUAUCCAGGCGGCUAUGGAGGUACUUAUUCAAAAAUGAUUAUGAACCAAAUUGAAGUAAAAUCAAAUUUUCGACAAAAUAAUCUAAAAAAAAAUCUCGAAUUUUUCACGUAUAGGCUAUGGGGGCGCAUUUCCAGGUCGCUUUGGUCGAUUCCGACGAGGUUUCGGACGAUUCCGUCGUGGAUACCUUUAAAUGCAGCAACAAACUUUCACAACACCAAAUAUUACACACUAAUCAGUCAAUUCUAUUUUCGUGAUAUUUAUAUAUUUCAGUAAACAAUAGAUGUUAUCUCGUUAUUCAUAAUUGUAAAAAAUAAAUGUAAGAAAUGUAAGAAUUCGCAAAAGAUAAA